AUGCCGCCAGCAGUUGGGCGCAUGCAUGCGAGCCACAUGUCGAAUCCCUUCGUGCAUCUCAAUCCAGCCCACUCCAUCCCACAGUCGCAUUACCAGCAACAACAGCACUCGCUACCACAGCCUCUGACGCGGCCUUCGAACUACGCCGGCGUGAACGGCUUCGCUCCCCCGACCUCCAAUGUCGCUCUACAAAACGCCUAUGCCAGCGCUGGUGCCCUAGCUGGAGCAAAUGCUGCACAAGGAGUCGGUGGAGGCACAGGACUGGGCAGUGAGGCCGCGUAUCGGGGCUUUGCACACGGCGCUGCUCUUCAACAACAGCAAGCCCAUCAGGCCGAGGCCGCCCAACUAGGCCUCAAAUCCGGUCUAGCAGGAAGGAUACGUGAAGUCUGGGCCCACAACCUCGAGCAUGAGAUGGUUCUGCUGCGCCAGCUCAUCACGAAAUAUCCCUAUGUGAGCAUGGAUGCCGAGUUUCCUGGAAUUGUCGCGCGACCUAUCGGUAACUUCGAGAACAAGGCCUCGUAUCACUACCAAACUCUCCGUUGCAACGUCGAUCUCCUCAAGCCCAUCCAGCUGGGCAUCACUAUCUGGACUGCAGACGGCGAGCUACCGCCUCAACAACCUGACCCAUCGCUCUUCCCCAAACUUCCAAAUAAUCUGGUCGUGUGUCCCUGCACGUGGUCCUUCAACUUCCGUUUCUCUCUCGACCACGACAUGUACGCAGAAGGUUCCAUUGAGCUUCUGAAAAAGGCAGGUCUUGAUUUUGCCAAGCACCAGGAACAGGGUAUCGACCUCAAUGCUUUUGGUGCUGCUCUGACCACCUCGGGCCUGACUUUCGUUGAUGAUGUCAAUUGGCUCUCAUUCCACUCGGGAUACGACUUUGGAUACUUGAUCAAGCUGCUGACUAACGCUCCGCUGCCUGAGAACGAAACAGAGUUCCGCGAUCUUGUCAACAUCUACUUCCCCAAGCUCUGGGACAUUAAAUUCUUAUUACGACACGCUCAGCGUACCUUGGCUCCGCAAAAUCGUCUCAGCCCCACCGCCUCGACUGUCAUCAAUACUCUCGGCCAAAAGUCUGGCUUACAAGAUCUUGCAGAAGAGCUCGGUUGCGUGCGCCAGGGUGCACCUCACACUGGUGGUUCAGACGCGUGGCUGACUGGCUCGGUUUUCUGGGCCAUGCGCAACAAAAUCUUCGACGGUCACGCACCUCUUGAACUGGCCGACCAAAUCUAUGGUCUUCAUGGCGUUGGUCCGCCAGCAAGCGCUGCCUUCAGAGACGAGUUUCUUCAGAGCCAGGGUCACCAAACUCCGCAGACCAACGGCGCUCUCAACUUCCACACAGGACACACCCCCACCACUCAUCAAGCGCCGAGUACUCCAACCACCUCUCAUGCUGCCAUAUCAGGCGGUGUUUUCGGCAACUUCCAAUACGCCAAAUAG
Aureobasidium vineae is the source of this 1437-nucleotide messenger RNA. Lineage: Eukaryota; Fungi; Ascomycota; Dothideomycetes; Dothideales; Saccotheciaceae. The record is from the annotation of a GenBank genome assembly.